Molecule: messenger RNA, 3829 nt
Organism: Aethalodelphis obliquidens (Pacific white-sided dolphin)
Lineage: Eukaryota; Metazoa; Chordata; Mammalia; Artiodactyla; Delphinidae
Gene: OR6A2
Product: olfactory receptor family 6 subfamily A member 2
Biological process (GO): G protein-coupled receptor signaling pathway
Cellular component (GO): membrane
Molecular function (GO): olfactory receptor activity; G protein-coupled receptor activity
Source: RefSeq, a predicted model, not a curated record
GGCUGAAGGCUGGGGAAAAUGGCAGAUGUUGGUCAAAGGGUACCAACUUUGAGCUGUAAGGUAAGUUCUGGGGAUCUAAUGUAGAGCAUGAUGACUAUAGGUAAUAAUACUAUAUUGUAUACCUGAAGGUUGCUGUGAGCGUAGAGCUUUAGUGUUCUUACCGUAACAACAAAAUGGUAAUUGUGUGAUGUAAAGGAUGUGUUAAUUAAUGUGGUAAAGACUUCACAAUAUAUACUUCUAUCAAAUCAUCACAUUGCACACCUUAACUUUCCAAUGUUAUAUAUCAAUUAUAUCUCAAUAAAGCUGGGAAAAAAAUCAUUAGCAAGUUGAAGCUUGAUGUGUGAGCACAUUCUGCCCCUGUUAAUCUCAAAGGAACAGGCCUAAGACUAAAAAGUAAAGACUCUCCUGAGGGAAAGUAGCCCCCAGUUGUUCAUCUGGUUCUCCCCCAUUCUUUCUAAUCUUUAUACUCCCCGUCCAAUGCUAUGAUCAUACAGGGACACUAGGGUGACAAUAACCCUUUCUUCAUACCAACUCGCACGUGGAUAUGUCAGAUCCACAUCUGAUCCAGUAGAGGCUUGAAGUUUUGAAGGGGCAAAUUAUAUUUUUGAUACCAAGGUAAACAAAGAGAGUACUCUACUAAAUGUAUGCUUUUGUAUUGAUCUUGUUACAGUCAAAGUAACUAAACAAGGAGGCUGCUGAACUGAAGUGGUUCUCACGCUUUAGUAGCCUACAUGAGCAAACCAAACCUUACGCCAGAGUCAAUUGCAAAUGCACUUAUAUCCAAAACAACAAAAUUUAAGAACUAAUCACAAACAUCCAACUAGGCUUUCCCAAAUAAGGCAACCACUCAAGCUAUAGCCAAUCAAAUAAUGUCCUUGCAUUGCUUCAGCCUCUGCUCUAUGAAAGCUCUGCCCCUAGCUUUUGACAGUGGAGUGCUCCUAACCAUUUUCAGUUAGGCACUGCCCGAUAUAAAUCGAUGUUGCUCAAAUAAACUAUUGAAAAUUUUAAUGUCACUUGGUUUAGCUGUUAGGGAUACUAAAGGAAGGUGUUCUACUCUCAUUCCAAGAUAGUUAGCACAACCUUCAGAACUGAAGGAAUUCUCAGUUCUUCAGAAAUCCAGAAUCCACUUCUUAAUAUGAUUUCCACAUGGGUCCCACAUCCUCCUCUUAAGUACAAGGUUAUGUAGGACUUUCAUUCUAUAGGUGCCAUAACCUCCUUGGGUUCUACUUUUUCCCUCUUCCUUGCAGGAGGAAAUUGCAUCCCUAGCUGAGCCCCAGAGACCCUCCGUUCUGGGUGUAAAUACAGGAUGUAUCUUACAGUCCCUCCUUCAUGUUGCCUGAAUAUUUUAGAAGCUCUGAGGUUCUGACUUCCUGCUUCCAUCUCUUACUAUCUGUGUGAGCUGGAACAAGUCACUUAAUCUCUAUAUGCAUCAGUUCCCUUAGGUGUUAAGUGGGGUUGAUAACAGUACUUACUCAUAGGGUGAAGAUUAGGUGGAUUAAUAUCUACAAAUUUUUCAGAAUAGUUCCUGUACUAAUAACACAUAGUAAACACUUAAUUGUGUUAUAUGUUACUGUUAUUCAUCCACUGUGUAACUUAUUUCCUCAAAACAGAGUCAUAAUCCAGCUCAUAGACAAACUCUCACUUCAGGGCAGCCCAGACUCUUAAUAUUUUGGUUUUGAUCUGUGUUUUUAAGGGACCAACUGGUGCUUAUCAAUACACACUUCUCCAAGGGCCAGAAUACACUCCUAUCCUAUCCCAAUACAAAGUAGCUUAUUUUUGUCCACUUUUAUCUUAGCUCAUUCCCAGAUUACAGAAGAGAACAACGGCCUCAGCUCAGCGAUGAAUUAUACGCACUACACACGUUGCAUUCUACUAAUACAAACCCAGCGAGAGGAAGUCUGGGUUCUUGCUGCUGCUGCCUCCUGAGGACACUCUAUUCUCUUCUGAAGAGCAGCAGGCAUGACUGACACCAUGGAGAGGAAGAACCAGAGUGGGAGAGUAAGUGAGUCUGUGUUGCUGGGCUUCCCAGCUCCUGUGCCACUGCGGGCACUAUUAUUUGCCCUUCUUCUGCUGGCCCAUGUGUUGGUGCUGACUGAGAACACACUCAUCAUUAUGGCAAUCAGGAACUACCCCAGCCUCCACAAACCCAUGUACUUCUUUCUGGCCAACAUGUCCUUCCUGGAGAUUUGGUACGUUACCAUCACUAUUCCCAAGAUGCUAGCUGGCUUUGUUGGCUCCAAACAGGGCCAUGGGCAGCUAAUCUCCUUUGAGGGCUGCAUGACGCAGCUCUACUUUUUCCUGGGCCUGGGAUGCACUGAGUGUGUCCUCCUUGCAGUUAUGGCUUAUGAUUGUUAUGUGGCCAUCUGCCGUCCUCUCCACUACCCUGUCAUUGUCAGUGGCCGGCUGUGUGUGCAGCUGGUAGCUGGCUCCUGGGCUGGAGGUUUUGGCAUCUCCAUGGUCAAAGUUUUUCUCAUUUCUCACCUCUUGUACUGUGGCCCCAACAACAUCAACCACUUUUUCUGUGAUGUCUCCCCAUUGCUCAACCUUUCAUGCACUGACAUGUCCACAGCAGAGCUUACAGACUUUGUCCUGGCCAUUUUCAUACUGCUGAGGCCACUCUCUGUCACCAGGGCCUCCUAUAUGGCCAUCACCAGUGCUGUGAUGUGCAUUCCCUCAGCUUCUGGGCUCCAUAAAGCCUUUUCCACCUGUGCCUCUCACCUUGUUGUGGUCAUCUUCUAUGCAGUCAGUAUCUUCAUCUAUGCCCGCCCAAAGGCAAUCUCAGCUUUUGACACCGACAAGCUGGUGCCUGUACUCUACACUGUCAUUGUACCACUGCUCAACCCUAUCAUUUACUGCUUGCGCAACCAAGAGGUAAAGAGAGCCUUACGCCGUACUCUGCGCCUAUACCAGGGCCAUGAUGCUAAGCCUGGGAAAGCUAGCAGAGUUGGGUAGAAGGGAGGUGUUAAAUCUUAGAUAAUGCUCUUAAACUUAGGAUCUAUGUCUUCUAUAAAGUCCAGAGGAGCUCUUAGAGCCUAAAUUAGGGACUAGAGUUUCAAAGGUUCCACCAAAGAACUAGUUUAGGAGGAAGAGAGGUGGAUUACAAGCUAGAAAUUGGAUUUCUUCCAGACAAGGUCUUAACAUACAGGCUAGAAGUUGAUCCCAUGUUGUCUGCUCUGUUGUAAUUUACGUAGAGCAGGUUCAUGACUCAUGCAUCCUGGUGGGGUGGAAAGGGAUGACUAUGAGCACAAGGCAUGACUGAACUUGAAUAUUUAAAGCAAAAAGAAAAAAUGCAGAACUAGCAUCUCUCUAAAUGGCUCUUCCUGGGUUUGUUACUGGGUUUUAGUUCUGAGGCAGAAGAUACAGAAAAGGGAAGUGGAAGGAGGAAGCCAUUCAAGGAAACACAGGCUUCAUUAUGGAAAAGCAUCAGGAGACUUCUGGAUGAGAUCUCUUCUAGCCGGAGGACACCAACUGUAGCCUAUGAUGUAGUGGGGCCCCAUGUGAUCACCUAGUGUGAAUUACAAGGCAAGGAGAUAGGAAACUGUGGAUUUUUGUAUUGGCAACAUAUCACCUCCUGGACUACAGGGGUUUAGAGCUUCAUUUCCUGACUUACCGAAGUCAGUGCCCACACUGAACUAGUGGAGUGGCUGAUUGCAGUUGUAUAUUUAAUCUUCAGUCUCUCUAAUUAGACUAUAAGCUCCAUGGAACUAGGGAUCACAUUUGUUUGUUCAUCAUUUUAUUACCAGGGCCCAGAAUAGUAUCUAGCACAUGGUAGCUAUAAAGAAAUAUAAUAAAUGAAUAUAAUUUGGAGCCAUGGGAGAGAGGGGGAAGA